This is a messenger RNA of Laetiporus sulphureus 93-53, 498 nucleotides long. RefSeq lists its product as uncharacterized. The record is from RefSeq and is a predicted model, not a curated record. The transcript is spliced from 3 exons. Gene Ontology annotation, cellular component: cytoplasm. The annotation marks the transcript as partial. NCBI's taxonomy places the organism in Eukaryota, Fungi, Basidiomycota, Agaricomycetes, Polyporales, Laetiporaceae.
UCACGGAAGGACUCGAUCUCACCGCACAACAUUGGAGCUCAAGCACGAUCUGCGGUCCUUCAGAUCGCUGCCGCCAACACACCGCUAUUUAUGACCGCCUUGACCAUAGACAUACUGCAGCCACGCAGCAUGCAGCACCGCAGAUCUUUCAUGCAGUUGGUCAUCCUCCUCAUACACGAGGCAGAUGGCGCUGAGCGUUCACAGAAUCCGAUGGUGCUGUACAGCAAUUUGCCUCGCUUGAUGGAUGCUAUCGUGAAAUCGCUGGAUCCCAAUUCUACCGCCGACCGAGACGCAGUUCCGGAUUCUGCCACUGACAUUCUCAGACACGUUGUGCAAAUCUUUCCUACCGUCAGCUUUCAUUCCCCCCACGCAACGCCCCGCAGUGGGGACCAGGCUACCAGCGAAGGCGCCGUGGUAAUGUGUGCUCUGAAGACUGCCACUCGCUUCUACGUGCUAGAAGGCCACAAGAAACGAGCAACAGCGUGCAGCUUCUCGCCG